AUAAAUUACUUAUUCCGAAGGAAAAAUAAGACGGCAUUAAUUUUUAAAAAGCCUCAAAGUUGUAGCGUCUUUCACUUACUUCAAGAAGAUCCACGGCAAUGGACGCACAACUUGAAGACGAAACGCCCUCAAAGGGUUGUAUUACCGUGUGCUUUGAACGCAUAUUUCAAAAGUUGAUUGAGUGCACACCGAAAUACAUGUACUUCAUCUUGGCAGCUGAUGGUUGAACUGUAGGGAAAUCACCUUCGUUUUUUUUUGUUUAAUUUGCGUUCAAAGAAACCUUUGGAACUGUAUUCGGCGCUGGCGUCUGAACUGUACAACAAAAAUCGCUAUCAAAAAUGGCCUUACGACUUCACAACACCAGACUAGUUGAUGGCGGAAUCUGUUGUUUUAAUUUUAUCUUUGAGGAGUUUUCCAGUAUUGGAGAGAAAGUCUACUCAAGGCCCUUCUUUUUUGCCGGAUCUCGAUGGCGUUUACAAGGUGGAGUGAAAGGAGGACAGUUUGGUGUAUUUCUCCGCUGGCUUGGAGGUGGGCAGCAUACUGAUAAAGUUAAAUGCAAUAUCCGUUUCUCUGUGGAAGUUAUCAACAACAGAGACCCCUCAAGCUCUGUACGGGUUGGAAAUAUGACAGAACCAGAUGAGUUCCCAAGAGUAGCCUUCGGCAUCGGCUGGAGCAAGUUACUGUCUGUGGAGGAAAUCGAGAGGCCCAAUUCGGGCUUUCUGGACGAUAACUCUUUGUUCCUGGAGGUCAAAUGUUGCAUGGUGCACUUUUUAUUUGAGGAUAAGCUGGUGAUUAAUUUGUCAUCUCGUACUAGUUACGUGUCCAGUUCAAAGUUUUCUGUGUUCGGCGAAGAAUGGUACCUUGUAUUGUAUCCUAGAGGAGAACCCAAGAGUGACAAUUCUGAAAGCCAAAAACAAGAGCACGCUGCCGUGUAUCUUCACAGAGAAGAACCAGGCGUGUUAAGAUUCAAGGCCACUUACUCCAUAUUUGUGCGAGGAGGCCGCGAGACGCAAGUCAGUCAUCAUUUCUGCAACAACAACGCCAGCACAGCAUUUGGCAUUGAGAAGUUUGCACGCACCAAAGAUCUUAAGGCUGUCUCCAAAGGAGGCUUGGUUUCCAUUGGGGUCAAAAUCACCAGCAUCGAGCCUUACUAUUACUUUGGGUUUGACACACAGGGUUGGUCGCCUCCCAACAAACUUGGAGAAGGAUGUUCUAUAAAGGACGUGUUCCCUUUGUUGCUAAAGCCGUGCUCGAAUGACAAGAAAAUGUUGGAUUUUAGUCUGAUGUUGGACCCUGGGCCAAAAUUUGAACAUGCAGAACUGGAGGAUAGUGCUUACUACAUGAAGAUCCUUUGGAGUAUCAAUGUGGUGUGUGUUAAAGAUUUUAACAGAAGUGUAACCGUCAACUCUUGGGAUGUCGUUGGUAAGAGCGCUUUCUGUCACAGCCAGGAUGAAAUGACAAUAAAUACAACUCUGGAGCUAAACGAGGUACUCUUCUAUUCAUUUAAUAAUCAUAAAUGUUUAAGCCACCUACCUUGUACUCCUUCUACAAAUCGUUUCAGCGGUACUGGACGUUUAGGCAUUUCGAUUCCAACAUUUCUAUUCCUGCCACUUAAUCUUGUGUGUAUUGGAAACGGUUUUACUCUAACUAUCCCUUAUUUGACUUUGAUUCAUCAUAGGAGUAGACUUUUCGCAACCCUCUACUUCACUGCAUCUCUUUUACAUCUUUUGAGCGUUCUUAUAAUUAAACUUCAUAAAAUCAGGAAUUUGGGGGGGGCGGGGGUCAGUCCAAAAUUAGCGAAGAGUACGAUCUCUAGACGGUUGAGACAUUUUGUUAUUGUUUACAGCGAAUGGUUUUGCCAAGGUAUUCAGACAGUUCAGCCCCUUUAUCCCCGAAGCAAAAUACAGCGAGACGAUUCCACCAAAUAAGAAAUAUAAUCCCAUCCAAAUUAACGAUAUUGAAACAAAAACGCAAUGUACAGUACUACGACAAACAAAUCAUUGAAUGUUUUAUUGCUCCUUCCCCUAGGUGUUGAACCCGCAUAGCCCCUACUUGGAUGACGAGAAGAAUUUGGGAGUUCGCCUUGUCAUGGCAAAUGCAAAUGAAGUUUAUGAUCCACUCCUGAUCAACUCUGACAAACACAGCGUGGCAAAGUUGAGAGAAAUGAACGCUCAGACAAAAGCUGCUGUGGAAAAUUUCUGGUAAGAUUAGUGUUGCAAGAAAAGCCUUUACAAAGAGGCAAUCGACUUUUUUUCCUCACGAAAACUUGUAAAAAAAAAAUUAGAGAAUCGCAUGUUUUGAAAUUCAUUUACCUAAAAACAACGCAGCCGUGGUGGAAACGCAUAAUCAAAUAAAUAUUUAAUUAUUUGUCAAUUAGGGUAUCAGUUGGAUUAGAUAAAGACCAUUACAAUCCACUUGUUUCAUAGGAAGGACCAAUUAGACGAAAUUUAUUCUGAGAAAGAUAGAAUAAUAGCUGACAAAGAAGAAGAAAUCGCAGCAAAAGAAGAGGAACUAAACCAGAAAGAGGCUGCUAUCCAGGCACUGGAGAACGAGAUUACUGAGAGCAAUGAGUAUCUGGCAGAAAUUGAGAGCACUGUUGAUGAGGUAUGGCAAGCAUCUAUGCUGUGAGCUAAGGACAUCAAAGAAAAAUAACAAAAAUCCUACUCUUUAGGAGCCCAAAGAAUAUUCCACUCCACUUCCUAUAAAAUGUUUAAGGGAAAUAUUGCUGGUUUGUGCUCAAACGAAAACACAUGCGAACCCGCGCACAGGUAGCAUGAUCACACAGCCACGGAACAAUCUGAAAGAUAAGUUAACGUCGCUUCCUCUUCUGAAAAUGUUUCUAUGUUAUGAUCUCUUGGUUUUUCCUCUGUACAGAUUGACGGCAAGAAAGUGAGCAGUAUAAAGGAUCUCGUACAGGAAGCUCAACCAGAUGAAGAAGAACUUACUAAGCAACAAGAAGUUGGAGAAAAAUUGAAGGCAUUUUUAAUGGCGAGUGUUCAUUAACAUUGCCUUAACACUUAAUAUGUGAAACACUCAAUGUGUCUUAAUUCCAAUUUUCUUAAGCACUAGCGAAAAAUUCCCCACGUGAAGGACUAAAGAAUUGAUUUAUUUUUGUAUGACCUAACAGGAUCGCCUCCCAUUCAGCGUCAGCCGUAUUUCAGUUGUUGGAGCUGCAGGACAAGGAACUACUAUCAAAGGCAACAAGGAAUUAGAACUGGCCGUGUUUGUCAAAGGUUUAGUGUAUGUUUAAAUUCUCCCUUCGCCAUCAAGGAGUCUAUCGUUUGAAAAUUUUAAAAUCUGACCACCCAUCCCUUAUCAGUGAUAAAAAACUAAGCUAUUUACAAAUUCCUGACGGCAAAACUUAGCUAAGCAUGAGGUCAAGAAGACUGUUGUUACAUAACUGUGACAAAGCAACAACCAUGUAAAAAGAACUGACAAAGUCCCAUUCGUUUAUUAGAUCUUCCUAGAACUGAGCAUAAAAGUUGGUUGCCAGCCAUAGUUUUCACUAUCAAGACCCUGCUGAAACAAGAAGGAUCUAAACCAACAGAGAGCACAGAUGACAACCAAACGACUUCAACACUGCCACCAUGUUCAGACUUUGUGACUACCUCAACAUCUGUCAAGUUCAAAUGUGAUAGUGUGGAUGUAACAAUUGACCCAAUGAAUGACUGGGAGCAAAUGGGAGGAUUCGUUGGUUUAUAUAAACAGUGCCUUUCCCAACCAGCAGAUGCUCAGCCAUUGUAAGUGCACCCACAAGACAUUUAAAAGAGGCCCCUCCCAUUUGAGUAACACCAUGGCAACUAUAGAAAGGCCACUGAACUGAGAUGUCAUAAGAACUAUGAAAGUAACUUAAACAAAGUGUUUUGUCGAGAAAUUCUAUAAUUGAUCAUUAAGUUAAUUUAUCCACUAAUGAGAUACGUUAUAGUGAUGUCAUAAUACUAAUGUAAGUCAUUUGUCACCUGUGGACCUAGCUGACUCACUGGGUAAAUAUCAAAUCGUUUCGUAUACUUUAUUAUCUGAGCAUUUCAUAACAAUGUAACUUCCUCUUAGGAUUCAAACUCAGUUCUUAUUGUCUGGCAGUAAAAGUCAUCAAUAAAGAUGUUUGAUAACAAUGAACCAAAAACCCACAACUGACGAAACGCAAAGGUCAUACAGUGGAAUUUUUUUCUAGGGGAUUCACUGAAAACUAGAAAAAUUGACCCCAUACAUUUAGGGGACACAUUCAGGACUUGAAAAAUUGAGCGCCUCUUUCUAUCUAUUUUCAUCUUUAUCUAGCUACUUAUAAGAGAAUCAAAGAUUCAGGAGAAUUACAUUCUCCAUCACAUCACACUAUAAAUUGUAAAAAUGUUUGCAGACUUUAUCAUAAUUCAAGGCACUCAAGAACACUGAGGUGAUUAAAAAUUUGUAUGGAAACUUUCGUAAAGUUCAGCAUACUCAACAGCUAAUACAUAUGUCAGAAAUCAUUUUUUCCUUUCUCUUGUUUUAGUUAUAACAUCUGCGCCUGUGAAAGACAGACAGAAUUUAUUUCUAUACAGAAUCCAAAGGUAUUGUUUGGGCUGUGAUUCUAUACAGGGUUUUUCUUGAUCUCUCUGACUUUUUCUCAAUAUUCAGACAACUCAACACUCUUUGGAGAGGUAUGUGAACAUGGUAUCUCUACAACAACUGUAUGGAUUUUGUUUAUCCUUUUUUUUUUUUGCAUCACUGAAACUUGAAAAUAAAUUUUAUUUAGAUAAAAGAACCACUACCCUGAUACCAAAAAGGUUUCACUUGAAAAAAAAAUCAGAGCAAUGUUUCUAUUUCUACAUUAGUGCAAGGAGCUGAUCCGUAUUGUCAAGGUGUGGAGUAACAGCGUUGCCUGGCGGAAUACCUCAUCCACACCCAGUCAGUACCUGUUGUGUCUGCUGGUGACUGCAGCUUAUCAAGUGGUUCACGAGUAAGUCUGGUAUUAACAACACGCAAAAUACCUUUCACAAAAAUGUAUAUUUUGAGGUGUUUUGGGGUUAAGAGAUUAAUCAAUAUGGAAUGAUACAAAUAUAAAAACUCUUGAAUGAGAAAUUUACCAAGUUACUGUGUAAGAGUUCCUGUAAAAGAAAAUUUGCCAAUUCUUUCCUUAGAGUGGUCAGUUUUCCAAAAGAAAAUUAUCAAAAAGCAAUUGUGCAAUGGCUGCUUAAACAUCUUAGUAAACACAAGCUUAAAGUUUGUUCCUUUUUCAUUCUAUACAAAUAUUAAAAUGCAAAGCAGUUGUGAACACCUUUAUAUAUCUACAUACCAUGUGCUUCAAUGUGUUAUUAUGCAAUGGUUGAAUUCUAAAGGGGAGGUGAUCAGUCCCAAGCAGUAAGAGCAGACAAAGAUGUUUUCUUGGAACUUGCUGACAUGGUUGGAGAUGAAUCUUUAGAGUAAGUUUAAUAGAUACCAGUACACACAACUUUUUUUAGAAAAAAAGUAUUUCAUAUUGCAUGAUAUUAAGAGAAGACAGCAACAGCAUUUCUAAAAGUUGAUAAAUCUAUCUAUAAAAUAUUUCAAAUUAUUAGAUACAGACAAUACACAUCUUUAGAAAUGUGGCUUCCCUUUAUCUAACUAUGAAAAUGGAUGAAUUUUUAAGCAGAGCUUAUUUACUUAUUUAUUUAUCUAAAAAAAUUUAGGCUGAAGGGAUUUACACUUGGGUCACCACAUGACAUAACAUUUCAUUCCUCCAUUUGUUAAGUUAAGUUGGUCAGUCAGUUGGCAGUUAGCUGGCAGUGAGUUGAUCAGUGACUCAGAAACUCAUUGAUAUUCAUUCAGUUUUCCCAUUACUCUGUCACCCAUCCAUCUAUCCAGCCAUUCAUUCAAUAAUUGACUCUUUAAUUUAGAGAUAUUUCUGACACAAUAGUUUUCAUCUCAUUUUAUCCAGAGUCUACUGGAAUGAAUAUUACCUGGUAGAAGACUAUCCCAGGGAAAAUUUUCCAGUUCUAUUUCAACUUCCCAUUGUUCAAGACCCUGCCAUUCCAACACAUAAUGUGGCAUCUGAUGGACUAGAGGACUGGGCACAAUUCAGGAGAGAACUGUCAAAAUGGGUUGCAAAAUUAACUCUUUGAUACACUACAUUGAUAUGUUGUAACAUCAUUCAGUUAAUAAGCUCUGUAAAUGUUUUUUGUAAGCAUAAAUCUUCAGAAAUGUAAGUUGGAAAAAUGUAGUAAUGCUGAGUUGAUAUGAGAAAAAAAUGCAAAAAAUUCACCUUUGAAGGUACAUUGUAUCCUUAAGAGAUAAGAGAACAGCUGCCAUGAAGGAUAUAAUCCGCUUUAAAAAUCUUUGCCAUAGUACUUUCUUAAAUAGUGUUAGAAUAAAAACACUUAAGAGACAAUAGCUACGAUGACUAGCACUAAAAAAUAUUUUAAGUGAUUUAACCUGUGGAUUUCAUUCAAAGAUAGUUCAAUAUUUAUGAUGUAACCUCAAAAUUUACACAUUGAACAUAGGGGUAAAAACUUUAAAUAAGCAAGUAGUCAGUGACUCAGUAUUUAGUUCAAUGAAUUGCUUUUACCAUUGGUAUUUAGGGCCUUCUUCUAGUUAUUAUAUCAUUUUCUUUUUGUCAUGUGGAUGCAGAAGGAAGAAAUCUGUAAAAUCAACAGCACAAACAAUUUUUUUGUUUUUAUAAAGAUGUGCGUCUAUAUGAUAAAAUUGUGAUUCCUAUGUAGAUUAAAUAUCGUAAUAGUUGUGAAAUUUAACUGCCUCAUCACUAUUUUAAUUUUUUAAGUAUGAGCAUUUUGAUGGAUGAUUUAUUUAAUAAAUGGUUUAUCUACUGCUGGUAAACAGGUUUUAUACUUGUGAACUUACAUAAAACUCCAUAAAUUAUGUAAUUAUUGAGUAGCAAAACAGUAUUAUAAUUUAUUACAUUCCCAUCAAUAUCACUGCCUAUACUGACCACAUCUCGAUCAAACAUAUUUUUCCAAAUGGAUGGAACUCAAAAUUUUCUCCCUCUUGAAAAAAACAUUUAAAUUUGAAGACAUUUGUCUAAACCAGAGUAUAUAAUUAAAGGUGGAAUAGCAUAUAGUCGCAAUUUCUGAUACUCCAUUAACACCAUAAUUAAACAUAACCACUUUUAUAUAAAUUUCUGUCUUCCACACUCAGACUGUACACAGCACAUAAAACAACCUGCCCUAUCUACAGUAGAUACAACUUUCUACUUUUUUCUUCAGUAGAUACAGCUACAAAGAGCUUUACCUACUGCAGAUAGUGAAAAUAGCUCUAUCCAAUGUAGACAGUGUAGAUAGCUGUAUCUCCUGUUGUGAGUAAAGGUUAAACGAAGUAUCUGGCAGUGACUACCUGUACCAGUAUAUGCUCUCCUAGCCUGAGCACGGGAUUGAAUGGAUGAAAAUAUCUUGAUAACAUGUUCCCAUAUUCCUUCGUCUUUUUCCUGUAAUGUAUAAUUUGGCUGAUGUACCAUUUUUCGGCACUGUCCUUCUGUCAGCAAAACUUAACCAUGUUCAAGAACCGCUAUACGCGAAAUUCAGCCAUCUAUCAAGUGGUUUCGCGUUAGCUUUAUAUGAAGUUACCCUACUCCGCUGACAUUACCCUCAGGUCGCAGGUGAUGUUCACCAAUCAGAGGCUUUGUUAGAAGACGCGUGCUUUUCAAACCGAACUCUUUCGACAACAAGCAACACAUCCAGUCAAAACAGAACUCGUUACAACCGAAAACAUGUUUAGUCCACUCGAAGAUCAGGAAAACCUGCCUGUUGGGGUAAUCUCAUACCCUUAAUGUUUCGUAUUGAGGUUAUUUUUAGGUCUUUUUUUUUUAGGUUGAGCAUGUGGCGAUCAGUGUGACCACGUUCUGUAAACGGAAUUUAGAUCGAAACGUUCUGUGUGAACGAAUUUAAUCAUGGCGUAGAUCAUUAGGCUGUAUGAGAGAUCUUGAAUUGAAACGGUCAUAGGGUUACUUUGUAAUACACCAAAGAUUAAUCUAAAAUUUAUUUCACACGGUCUCAUUCGCAAAAAUCCUUAUGAGAUGAAAAUCUCAAGACUUCGUUCGAACUGAUGUGAACGCCAGCUAAACACUGCCUUUUGGCCUCUUUUUUGCAGUCUCGUUUGUUCCAUUUCUCCCUCGAGUCUACAUGUUCAGUUUUUAUCCCUUUUCAAAGCGAGUGUUUUGUCUGACGAUGGUAGUUGUCCGUUUGCUGAUGGUUGCUGGUGGUUAACAGAACAUUCAACCACACUGAACAGGCGGGGGUUCAAGCUUUUACCAGGGAAUAGGAUUUUUUAUUGUACCGUGUUUCUGCACUUGAAAUUUUACGCGUAAAGAAUAGAACUGCAUAUGUCUUAUAGCAUAAACACAACAUUUAACCUGGAUGAUCAUUGAUUGACAGGUGGCGGCCUUGGUUACUCCUGCCAGACGACCACUUAAGAGUGUUUUUGACAGUCGUGUGAACCAUGGUACCCCAGCCAGACAGCAACGUUCAGAUCUGUCUAAAAAGUUUCUUUUUAAACAUAAACAGAAAUCAAAGAGGCGCAGUGCCCCUGUGCAUAACUUGUAUCAGUUGAUACCUGCAAUGGUCAAGUCAAGAAUACUAACAGCUUCUCCAGUUCAAGAGCAAAGUCCAAUAGGGAAGGAGAUAAGCGGUUGUAAUAUGUUGUCUUUGAGUGAUAAAGGAAAAGAAUCUUUGGCUGAGAAAGUUGUUGGAGAAAUCAUAAAAGAAGUAGAUAAGGUUUGAAUUGACCGCACAUAGUCAUGGCAUCAUUUCUACAAUGUACAAAGACCUACUUGCAGAACAUUUCGAUGUUGCACUUUUUGAAUAAAGAGACUUUGACCUUUUCGUAACAAAGCACAAUGUCUAUAAUUUCUAAAAAGAGGUAUGAGGUAUCAAAUCAGGUAUUUUAGUCCACAACUAGAAACAGAAGACAGCUUAAAAAAUCCCUUCCACCCAUCUCACUUGUUUUGUUUUGUUUUGUUUUUUUUUCUCCUCAAAGACUGUUAUCUUAAUUUCUUAAUAUCAUGUAUAAUGUUUCAUGUAUUUCAUGGUGAAAGAUUUUGAGUAUAUUUUUGCAAGGCUCUGAUUUUGGCCAAUAUAGGUUAUUAUGUUAACAGUCUAAAAAAAUAAUUCAGUUUUUUAUGACAAAUAAAUGAACUAUUCCAAAUAAUCUUUGAACACCUGUGCAAAGGUCACCACAGAACUUAAUAAUUAAUAAGUAUUUUGAAUGAGCAUAAAUUAAUCCGAAGAUGUUCCAUAAUGCAUGACCAUAAACAAAUUGAUUAAUACUUUCUUUUAACAGAGUGAAUCCAAAGUGAAAGAGGAAUCCAUGCCAAGGAAGAUGGAUUCAAAUGAGCUAAUUAUUCUGCAGAUGAAUAAAGAAAGAUUGAGGCUUGAGAAACAAUUGUCCCAAUUGAUGAAGGUAAGCUUCUCCCAGACAUCUUUCUAAAAUCCUUCUUUUUUUUUAUCUUGAAUAAAAUAAUUUUACCUGUAAUUUUUUUUGAAGUUGUUAAUUGGGAAUUUUCCUAUCUGAAUGCCAGGUUUCAAAAAGUGAAAUUUUAAAUGGAUUAGUUUAGAAAUCAGCAAUCUAAAAAAUAUUUGCAGGUAGCAAAAUUUACAUAUUUAUCAAAUCAUAAUGAUGACAUUGAAUGAAAUAUCUGGGUAUAGAAAUAAAUGAGCUCAUGCUAAAUGCAAAUAUUUCAAUGACAUGGAACAAAAGAGAGAAUUUUAGAAUACCGUUGUUAUAUUAAAUGUAAAUAUUUGAAUGUAAAUAUGUUAUGUUAGAAGAACAUUUUUUUAUGUUUAAUGGGUCUUCUCGAAUGAAGCAGGAUUACUAUGUAGAAAUUGUUUGUUUAAUAUUCAAAAUACAAGUUUCAAGUUAAAUUGAGUGAUAUGAACAGAUUUUCUUCUAUGUUUAGUUAACAAUAUCAUGACAAGUCUUAGAGCACUGUUUGAUUAUUUUGAAUUGGUAUUUGUAUAUUUCAGGAGCAGUCAAGAACAAAGAAAGUACCCAAUGGUACUUCUAAUUCCAAUGCAAUAAACACCAAUGGAUUGGAAAGGGAAUUAGCAAGGAAAACAAAGGAACUUUUUGAAUUGAAACAGCAAUUUGAUCAGUUACAAGAAAUGUUGUUGGAAGUUCCUGAAUUGAAAAAGGACUUACAUAAAAGUAAGCAAGAAACCAAGGGACUUGGUGAAGUACUUUUUGCAAGUCGGAAAAAGACUGUCCAACUAGAAGAUCUCGUUAAGAAACUAAACAAACAAAUUAAAGACAAGGAAAAGCUGAGUGAACACUGCAUGCAACUUCAAAAGAGUUUGGAGAGUAUAACACAAGAAAGGGAUCAAAAUGGCACUGAAGUGGAGAGACUUAGGAAGGACUUAGAGCAAAAGGAAAGUGAAGUCCAAAGAAAUAGAGAUCACUGCAUUACAUUGAAAGAACUUGUAGAUAGGCUAGAGGUGAGAAAUUUCAAAUAUAUUUUUAUCACCAGAGUUUGUUUUUGCAUAAGCAUUGUCAGGGAAAAUUGCUUCUCUUUGCAAGUAAAGAACAGGAACCUUGGAAGCAAAGUUGACAUGAAGGUCACUAUAUCUUGAAAUGCUGACAAAAAGUGUCCCUUUUCUAAUCUCUAUUGACAAAUUCUUUCUAUAUAACAUUUAAUCUCUCUGGCACUUCCUUGCUGCUAAACAGAUUCAGUUUCUUUGUUGUGUUUACCCUCACACAACUUGUCGGGCAUGGCAUGCUCAAGGUUAUUACUACUAACAAAGAUGUGUUUUGAUGAAAGAGUUAUUUUCAAGAUAAGUCUUUGCCUUAUUGAGCUCAUCUUUCUAAUUAUCCAUUAAAAUUAUUUGCCAGAAUGCUUCUUCAGAUGCAGAGCACUAUGUGACCUCCAGUAAGGAAAAUGAAACAAUACUGCAAUAUCAGGUAAAGUAUCUAUUUAAGCUGUGUCCUGAGUACAGUGUUGCCCAACCAUGUUCUACUAUUUAUCGAGGUAGAUUUGUCUCAACUAAUUGUGAAUUACACCUUUUUCUCUCCCCAUUAUCAGAUAGAUGAACUUAGUUUAUCUUUGGAGUCAAAUUUGCUUGCUUUAGAGGAGGGAAAGAAACUCAUUAUGGAGAGAGAAGAUGAGCUGAAAAAAUCAAGGUAAUGAAUUGAUAAAAACAAUAAUUGUUUUGAAAUUAGUUUUGUCCAAGAGCUUCCUUGUAAGCAUAGUCCCAUUAACCCUCUAACUCACAAGAUCUACUUGUUAAUUCUCCUCUCUAGCUGCUAUACAUUUCUUUGUAAAUAAGUCACAAGAAUUUGGUGUUAGCUCAAGACUACUAACUUCUACCUGAUAAGUUUGGGUAUUCUCAUCACAUGUUGGUUGGAUCUUGUGUGGAUAUUAUAGGGAGAAGUUACAUGUUAGUCACCUAUGGGAGUUAAAGGGUUAACUGGAUGACAAAAAGUCAGCUCAUGAAAAAGUGAACAAUUUUUUCAAAGGAACUGUAGAUUAUUGGAGAAAAGAUGACACCAGAAUUUGUUCAGCUCUAAGUAUUAUGUGGAAUAGUUCAUCACACAUUUUACCUUAUGAAACUGUGAAUACUUGAAUAUGUAACUCACAAUUUUUUUGUACCAAAAAAUGGAAAAAGUACAAAACUGUUUUGUUUUUUUUCAAUUUUAGAGAAAGUGAAAAGGAACUACGAGACCAGUAUGAGAAGCAAAGUGGACAAUUGAAUCAUUUGACAGAAGAAAUUGACACAGCCAAAAUGGAAAUCUCAAGGCAGAAGGAUGUUAUAAUCAGACAACAAAGGGAGAUGGAAGAUCUGAGAGUAAAACUUGCAAAUUCCAUGGAGCAAAUAGAGGUACGUCAUAAAUCAAGAGAACCAAGUUUUCAAGUCAAAUAUUUCUUUUAAAUUAGAAUACUGAGACUGUUGUUUGUAAAUGCUUGUUUUCUCCAAAACAGUGUACAUUGAUCUGUCAAUUUCCCAGUUCACAUCUCAAUUCUUGAGUUGUUUUCAGUGAGAAUCAUGACGUGCACCAGCUGUUCCUAUAUAUUCUUAUGCUUGAAUUUGCACUUACAGAAAUGCUACAGAUGCUGGAUUUAUGGACUGUCACCGUGACUUGUUUUUGGGUGAAAUUCUGUUGCUUCUGUUAGCUCAACAUUUUCUUUUUUUUUUGUUUUUGUCAUUUUCAGUACAUACAGCUGCAACAACAAGAGAUGAAUGAAUUCACGGAAGACGAACGAAGAAAUCUAGAAGUUACAGUGUGUGAAAUGGAAAACGAGGUAAGUACGAUAUGAAUACAUUUUUUUGUCCAAAAUCAUUGGCCAACAUCUGUGCUGGCACUCUACAGAAAAGUCUUGUCUUUCUUUUGUUUGUAGUUGAAGCUGACCAAACAAGAAAGAACACAAAUAAAUGCUUCUUUGAGACGGAAGUCUGAGAAGUAUGAUGAACUUGUUCAAGAGGUGAAACAAUCUAGGUAAGGACUUCAAUCACAUGACUGUAUUGUAAGAAUAGAGUAUGUACUCGGCGUAGAUUCCCCGUGUGCUGUUUUUUUGGCAAACUAAAUCAUGUUGCCUCGUUGGUUUUUAAAGAGGCCUUGUUUUAGGCAAAUAGUAGGUUAUACAGCCACACCACAACUUUCCAAUUUGUAUCUCUAUUUUUUUAGGGAUCUGUUGCAAGAUAAGCAGGAGGAAUUGGAUGCCACGCAGUCCCAGGCUCACUGGAUUGUCUUACAGCAAGAAGCAAUGAUAACAGACACCACAAAAGAGCUGAGCGAAAUCUGGGAUCUUGUUAAUGAUCUGCUCGUGGAAUUCAACAAAGAAGCGUUUGCGAUACAGGUAAAUCCGAAUUACUGUAUUCGUGUUAACUUGCUACUGUUCUCUUAUUCAUCGAAUUUUUUGAACGGAUUGUUUAGCCCUUUAUUUCUACCUCUAGGUCGACGAUGACGAGAAGGAAAAACUGGACGAGCUUACGUCAAGUACCCCAGAAUAUGACCCAAGCAAGAAGUACUCAGUGCCUCCGAAUAAGUCUCUUGUGCAGAUUAUUUUAGAAGCAACAGCAGUGAGGGAUAGAAACCUGGAAUUUAAAACGGUGAAAACAUCUCAGCUUAAAAUAGUUUGAAAUUUUAUGAGCUCCUUUCUCUGAAGGCCUUAAUGUUUUGCCUGUUUAUGUUGCUAUUCAAAAUGCAUACUCAUAGUAUCGAAGAUUUCGUUGAUUUUUAAAUCAAGUUUGUGGUGACUUUACUCAUUUGGAAGUUGUUUGAUUUACUUCUCAGCCAGAGAAACGUUGUCACAAGUUAAGCCCCAUUCCUGAAGUAAUCGAGGAAGAUCAAGACUGUUCUCAAAUUUCUGAAGAAGAAGAAGAGAAACUACCUUCACUCACUGCGCAAGCGGUGGAACUUAAACAAGCAUUAAUAGGAUUGACGGAGAUAUGUAGAAAAAACAUCUUCACGGUUCAGACGCAAAAUAGUGUUGGUAGAUUGUUACAAGAGAGGUAGAUCAUGAGUAAAUCGUUUCUCGAAACUUUUGAUUUUGUCUUAAAUAACUGAAAAGUAAAUUGAAGGGUAGAGCAUUCCUAGCUGACAAAUUAGACUAAUAAAAAGCUUACCUCUUCUCCUAUACCCAGGAUUUUAUUAGAGAAAGAACACAGGUCUUCUCUUGAUGAAGUCAUGAUGCAGCUUGAGGAAUCAAGAAAAUCCGAAACAAAUCUGGGUCGAGAAAUCUCAAAAAAGAACAACCAGAUAACUACACUGCAACAGCAACUCGAGGAAAGCAGAAAUGAUUUACACCAUUCAUUUCAAAAGAUUGAAUCGCUCAGCGAGCAGUAUGAAAAGACCAUAGACCAACAGGCCAAAAUAACGGUAAAUUUUGCUUCAUGUUAUUCGCAUUUUCGAGGGCGUGUUCGUAUACUACUCAGUCAGCUUAUCGAAGAACUAAGUCAUUUUUCAAAGGCAGUAAAAAAAAAGAGGACGUCCAUGGCCUACAAAAUGUAAAUAUACUUUUUUUACCCUUGAGUGUCAGCAAAGUUGAAGUGUCAUUUGUUCAAAAAUUUUAACCAAUUUGAAAAUCGUGAACAAUGUUGUUUUGCAAUUUACGCUUGUGACAUGAUGUACUUUCCAGGAGCUGACCAACGAUGUACGGCGUUUCUCCGAGCAAGUGAAAACCCUCCAAAACGAGAAAGAAAGCUUGUCGCAACAACUGAAAGAAAGCCUUGAUACAUUGAACCAACUGUCACAUGUGCCAUCGAAAGAACCCGACCUUCACAAAUCCCAAGACGUCCUUGGGAAACUAUUAGCAGAAAAAUUCAACCUAGAGGAUCAGGUAUUCACAAAACUCGUAAACAGUAAAACAAGUGGGCAGCCGCAUAUUUUCCCGCCAAAAUGACCUUAGUUCACCCGUGUGACCAUGCUCUGUUAGUAUCUUAGUGUAUCAGACGGUCUGUCGGUCUGUCAGCCUAACUGGGUAAGUUUCUUUGAUCCAAAAUUAUGUGUUGAAAUGAAAGCCAAGAGUAUUCCUAUUAAAAUAGAUACCCAGGUUAGAGAUGUGUCUCUCUAACAACUGCACUGUUUUUCUCCAGGUUCGUAAGCUGAAAGAGAAGUCCGUGACAUAUCGACUCGAAACACAGGAUCAUAUGAUUGAAUACAAAUGUAGAACAGAGUCGAAGGUAAAGAUCUUGCGGAGAGGGUUUAUCGUAAUCCUGCCCCCACGCCCCCUCCUUAUGAUUCCACAUACCCCUCCCCUCAUCUCCUCCCCUCAGCACUUCUCACUCCCAGUCUCUUUCCUUCAGAUGCGUGUCCUUGAGAGUAACAUCCGAAAAGCAGAGACUGAAAUUUUUCGACUGGAUGGCUUGGUAGAAAAGAUUAGACUCGUAAGUAUUGCAAGAGAUGGGUAAUUUAUCAUGGUGUUGCAUUACAUAACUAUGAAAUUAUCAAGUUCAGUGAUAUAAUUUCCCUCUAUACAGGUCCUUCACCAGUAUGAUGACGUAAUACGAAGCUGCCCGGAGUUGAACAAGUUGCUUUAUUUUCUAGAUGGCGAAGAUAUUCAAUAAGACACUUACAUGUAAUUUACAUCCAUAUUCGUCCGUGUUCAUUUUUACUAUUAAUGCCGAUUAAUAUAAUUUUCAGAUUUGUAUUUAGUCUUUCUUCGCUUCCGAGUUCGUACGAUUCCUUCUGAUUGACAGUUACUUCUGAUAUUGGAUCUUUUCUGACUGAUUUUGUAAAAGAAAAGUUUAUCGAUGUAAGAUGAAACUUAACACAAGCCAUAAGAAAUAUUCAUUUCCUAGUUUUAAUUUUUUUCCUUUUCCCGGCUCGAAACUAUUCCCAUCUCCUUGAGAACCUGACACGGAAGCGGGUAGAUAUAAGGCCUUCUUUCUUUGUGAAGAAACUUCUCG
Pocillopora meandrina is the source of this 15299-nucleotide messenger RNA. NCBI's taxonomy places the organism in Eukaryota, Metazoa, Cnidaria, Anthozoa, Scleractinia, Pocilloporidae. The record is from the annotation of a GenBank genome assembly.